AUGGAAGAUGAGAGUCACAAUAAUAACACUUUGCCAAAUAAUGGGUUUAGCUCAGGAAGCCCUGAAAGUCCUUGCUUAAAGCCAAACAACAAUAAUCACCAUAACAAAGAACAGGACCGUUUUCUCCCUAUAGCCAAUGUUGGUAGAAUCAUGAAAAAAGUGAUUCCUGCAAAUGGGAAAAUCUCAAAGGAUGCUAAAGAGACAGUUCAAGAAUGUGUGUCAGAGUUCAUUAGCUUUGUCACAGGGGAAGCAUCUGACAAGUGUCAAAGGGAAAAGAGGAAAACCAUCAAUGGUGAUGAUAUCAUAUGGGCCAUCACAACCUUAGGAUUUGAUGAUUAUGUGGAGCCAUUGAAAACUUACCUUGUGAAAUACAGAGAGAUUGAAGGAGAAAAGGUGAACACACCAAAGCAACAACAACAACAACGUUCUGAUCAACAGAGGCUACUUCAACAUCAACAUAGCCAAGAUGAAAAUAAUAUUAAUAACCAACCAUUCAACUGUGUAUAUACAACCUCAACAAAUCUCAUGUCUCAUCAUCAGCCUCCUUUUGUGGCGGCGGAUCAGCCAUUUCCACUCCCUUUCUCAACAAAUUCAAUUCAAAAACAGUUAAGGCCACAGGACCAGAUUGAUUCAGUGGGGCAUUGGUAUGAGUAGCCAAGGUUUUAAAUUGCGAUUGCAGUCACGCGCAAUUGUGAAUAAAUGGGGGGUGGUGCGAUUGCAAUUGCAGUCACGAUACCGAUGCAGGGACUUCAAAACCCGUUACAUCGGUUGCGGACCGCAAUUUAAAACCCUAUGAGUACCUAAUACCAUGCUUUAUAUAUACAUGAUUAUGCUUAUAAGAAUAUAUAAUACUUAAUGUAAUGUCUAUAGUACAAGAAUAUACAAUGUGCAUCUUUAGUCCUUAGAGUUUUUUUCUGUUUGUACUUGUCGUAUAAUAAAGAUAACUACAUAUCUGGUUUAAUCCAUCCUCCACUAGUUAUUGUACUUGCAUCUUCUAAUUGCUUUGGUAAUAUAGAUUUGAGGAGAGAAGGAUUGAGCCAUAUGUUGGUAUGAAAAAUGGUUAAGUACCGAAGGUUUGUGUGUAUAUGCUAUUCGAAUUUCUUAGAGAA
Molecule: messenger RNA, 1109 nt
Organism: Lotus japonicus
Lineage: Eukaryota; Viridiplantae; Streptophyta; Magnoliopsida; Fabales; Fabaceae
Product: nuclear transcription factor Y subunit B-7
Exons: 1
Coding region: 1-654 (217 amino acids)
Biological process (GO): regulation of transcription by RNA polymerase II
Cellular component (GO): CCAAT-binding factor complex; nucleus
Molecular function (GO): protein heterodimerization activity; RNA polymerase II cis-regulatory region sequence-specific DNA binding; DNA-binding transcription activator activity, RNA polymerase II-specific
Source: RefSeq, a predicted model, not a curated record